This is a messenger RNA of Aricia agestis (brown argus), 385 nucleotides long. RefSeq names its product 60S ribosomal protein L37 (gene RpL37-1). Gene Ontology annotation, biological process: translation. Lineage: Eukaryota; Metazoa; Arthropoda; Insecta; Lepidoptera; Lycaenidae. Gene Ontology annotation, molecular function: RNA binding; structural constituent of ribosome. The transcript has 3 exons. Bases 79 to 360 code for a protein of 93 amino acids. Gene Ontology annotation, cellular component: cytosolic large ribosomal subunit; ribosome. The record is from RefSeq and is a predicted model, not a curated record.
UGUCAAUUAGCUUUGUACUGACAUUUCUCUUGUCAUUCCAAUUUCCAUUCUUUCUUUUAGUGUCAAAAUUUCGUCAAAAUGACGAAGGGUACGUCAAGUUUUGGUAAGCGCCGGAAUAAGACUCACACACUGUGCAGAAGAUGUGGAAGAUCCUCCUACCACAUCCAGAAAUCUAAAUGCGCGCAAUGUGGAUAUCCCGCAGCUAAACUGCGAUCCUACCACUGGUCCGUGAAGGCUAAGCGCAGGAAGACCACCGGAACUGGCCGCAUGCGUCACCUUAAGAUUGUGCGCAGGCGUUUCCGUAACGGUUUCAAAGAGGGAAUCCCUACUCCCAAAAAAGCUGUAGCCUCCUCAUCUUAAGUACUAAGUAAAAACUUAAAAACCA